This is a messenger RNA of Phalacrocorax carbo (great cormorant), 4389 nucleotides long. The record is from RefSeq and is a predicted model, not a curated record. NCBI's taxonomy places the organism in Eukaryota, Metazoa, Chordata, Aves, Suliformes, Phalacrocoracidae.
UUGCUUGCAGUGCCAUCUGUGGGCUGCCUGUGAGAGUGAGGUGCCCCGAAUGUUGCUGGGGGUAGAGGGGUUUCAGCCUUCCCCUUCAGCCACUGCACAGCACAGGCUCAUCUCAGGGCUGGCCUGACAGCUCAAGGGUGCUGGGGAGUUCCCAGCAUCUGUAGAGCACUGCGUGGAGAUGCAGAGAUACUAAGCAGCACUUUCAAGGCCUCUGGAGAUUUUUUGGCUUCUGGAGAAGGAAAAGUUGGUAAGAGUCUCUCUCAAAGGAUGGCAGAAGUGUUGUGUAGGCAAGAGCAGCAGGCAGAUGAGGGCAGUUGCUUCUAAAACUAUUUAUUCUGCUGCUGGCAGGAGUGAUGGAGCAGUGCCCUCCUGUGGUGGCUGCCUGGCUGGCAGGGCUACACAGGCACCCUGGGAGCUGCAGCCUCCUGCUCCUUAUGCUCCUUCUCCCACAGGCCCUUGAGCCUGCGGUAGUACCCCUUGCAGCUGUAGCCCUCUUGGGAGCCGUGCUGGGUGUGGGUCUUGACUGACCACAGUGUUGGGAAGACACAGCAGCAUGGCAUGCACGGGUAGCUGUACUGGGGCACCGGCUGCCACUGGGAAGCAGUGAGGAUGCCCUGGACAGUGAUGCUGGCUCUGCCGCUGGCCAACCUGUCCCUCUCAGGGAGCUGGAGCUUGUCUGAGGAGCAGACAAUCUCCAAGAGGUCACUGGGCUCCUCAGUCUCCCAGGUGCUGGUGGCCAAGCUGGAGGGGCUGCCCAGGUGCUGCUGGGCAGCUCCUUUGGUGCCCAUGAAGUACCUGUAGGGUGAGAACCAGGGCCAGUAGAUGGUACAGGUGUGGGCAGGGAGCUCGCUGCCCAGCAGGGCUGUGGGGCUGCAGGCUGUAGAGAAAAGGGUCUGCAGUGAGUCGGAGGUCCCUGCAAGAGCCUGGCCCCCCACAGGGUAGGGAGCGGUGCUGGGGACCCUUUCUCUCUUUCUCCAUGGGUUGCAGAGGUGGCUGGCUCUGUUCUAGUACAUCCCCCCAGCAUGGAAGGUACCACCCUCCCACUAUGGGGUGCAGGGGUAGAGGUGGGCGUGGGAUGCUGACGGGCACCCAGGCAUUAGCACAGCACAGGGCUCACCCAGCAGUCCACUGGACCUGUCCCACAGAGAGCUGCACUGGCAUGGGGGCAGCAAUGGGGAAGCUGAGCUGGCACUCACGGGGGCAGCACCCACAGCUUUGGUGAUUCCUUCUGGUAAUAUAUGGGGGAGAGACCGGUGUAGCUCAGAAUUGGGGUGUGACUGCAGAACCCCCACAGGUCCCCAGAAAGCACCCAAUGCCAUGGGCAUUCCUGGUCCCCUUUUCCCACUGCACAGGAGGAUAUGCCCAGCUAAACCCCUCCACAGCCUGCCUGCCCGCAGGCCCUCACUGUGCCGCGGGAGGUUUAGCGGUGCCGUGGCCAUGCCCGGGGAGUGCAAAGUACAAGGGGAGCCUUCCCCACAGGCAGUGCCAGCUGCCUGCACCCUCUGCCUGGCCACAGCUGGCAGGUGACAGGCUGGCAGGGCCCCAGGGGCAUAAGGCCUCCAAGCUUCUUGUCCUAGUGCCAUGGGUCACAGCCCUGAUGGAAAUGGUGGGCAGGACAAAGCUCUCAAUCACACUCAAGUAGCCGGCAUGUGGCUCCUGUGCCAUGGUAUCCAUGUCAUCGUCAGCUGAUGUCAAAAAGGGCUGAUGUUGCAUGUGUGUACAGUGCACAGCAGGAUGCUCCUGGGCAGCGGGCACAGCCCCCGGGGUCUUUGGGGAUUUUGGCCAGUGCAAGGGAACAGCCAGCCUGGGCUGAGAGGGAGGCUUAGUGGGGUUAGCAGUGCAGAACCUAGGCUGUGGGGGCCCCCAGAGAACCCCUGCUGCUUCACAGGUGCCUGACUGAUAAGGGCCCCAUGUAAGUCCCAUCUCUGUGGGCAGCAUGGCAGAUCUGGGCAGAGGGUUGGCAUGGACCAGAGCAUGUUUGAGAAUGCCAGUGCCAGCACAGCACCCACCCUGCGGCCACAGCAUGUCCCCGCCACAGCAGGUGCCCCGCUGCAGCCCUCCCGACCCGCUGGCAGCCAGCACCUCCGCAACCUGAGCAAGGCUGUGGGGGCCAAGGUGAACGACCUCCUGCGCCGCAAGGAGCCGGCCGGCCUCCCCAGUGUCGGGGUGAUGGAGGUGAAUGCCAGCGCCGGGGCCAUGCUGGGUACAGGACAGCCAGCCAGCGAGGAUGGGGCUGUGGGGCUGGACACCUUCCCUCGGCUGGAACCCCCACCCCCUGUCGCCAAGAAGCGGACGCCACGUGCCCUGAAGACCCCGCAGGACAUGCUAAUUGCGCCGCACCCAGCAGGGACUAGCCCAAGGACCAGCACCGAGGAGCCUCCCGAGCUGCCUGCAGCCCUCCCCAACCCCACAGAGGAGUGGCCGAGGAUGAGGGACCCAUCCCCUCCAGAAUGCCCUGGGUUCCCCAGUAUGACCGGCACCCCAGAGCUGAGUGGGGACCAGCCCACCUCUGCCCUCCCUGUGCCUGACCUCAUCCAUAAGGGCAGCCUGGAGAGCCACUGGCGAGCAGGAGAGGUGACCACUGAGACCUCACCCUGCACAGAGAAGGCCUCCCGGAGACCAGCAUUGGAGCAUGAGCUGCCGGGGAGCACAGGGCUGACAGAGCCAUGUGCCCCUGGCCGGGAGGUGGAGGGGACCCAUCCCGACCUGCUGUCCUUCGAGUAGCAGCAGGGGAGCCAUGACGGGGCACCGUGGGGGCUGGCUCUCCCAAACAUGUCUCACUCUGCCACUUGUCAUUUUUGGGGUCAUUAUUUUGGAGUGGGGGGAGCCCCAGCGUGGCAGAAGCCAUUGCUUGCCCCAGCAUGGGGUGUGGGGAGCCAUGACACCCCAUUUCUCCCCAGAUUCCCAGGAGUGGCACAGCCUGUCCUGCCACAGCUUCUGCAGCUCCAUCCUUGGCCUGUUCACUCGUCAUUGCAAAGCUCCCAUCCUGUCUGCAGCCAGGGCCACGCUGAGCUGGGGACUGAGGGUGGUCUUACUCAGCAGCCUCGGUCCUUGUGUGGGGGUGUAAGAAUGCCAGCCUGCCCCCCCUGCCACUGCCAGCUCUGCUGGGGCAAGUGUCCCCCAUGAUUCCCCACGUCUGGGCUGGCUGUCCUGGCACGGAGCAUGUCCGAGUUUACAUUGUGUGCUUGCUGAGAUACCUUGUCCCGUGUGCCAGCGGGUUCACCCAGCACUGGGAUGGCAGACAUCCCCAAGGCCUUCUCUAGGUGUCAGCCCCUUGGUGUUAGUCCUCCCAGUGCCAUCUCUCUUUGCACCAGAGCCCCAGCCACAGAAGACCCACUCAUGGCGCAGGCUCUGGUGGGGCACAGGGCUGGAUGCCUGAGGCCACACAUUUGCUGGCCAGUGUGCUCUGGUGGGGAGUCGAGCUGCCUCUGAGAGACUUCCCUUCACCUUCUGCUUGUUUCCUGGUCUCGCACAAGCCACCAUGGACCAGACUGACCUGCCCAGGCAGGCAGCCCACUCCAUGAGUACCAGCGCCUCUGUUCUCCUUUAUUUCCUGGAAUGGUGGCGUUUUUGUGAGACCGGGAGACAAGCAGCCACGUGCUCCUCUGAUACUGCUCUAUGAUUGUUUCCCUAUGAAUUACAGGAGAGGUUAAGCAGCCUGUAGACCCUUGGGCCGGUGCAAGGAAGCAGCCACGAGAUGUCACUUUGCUUAGAGCUUUUAUGUGCAUCCUCACCACAAAGGUGGUUUUGAGAGGAAAGGCUCCAAAGACCAGUUUUGGGCUGGAGAAGGCAUGGGGCUCAUGGAUGGGGCACCUUUGUUCCCAGCUCCUCUUGGCCAGGCAGGGCAGUUGGGCUGGAGAAAUGUCUUCCACCACAUUGUGGACCUGCUGAUGGAAGGAGGCCGUGGGCCUGAGAGAUCCCUUUGCCCCUGUAGCAGCCACCAUGCCUCCUUACCCGUUGGCACGGCGGGUGCUGUAGCAGUACCAGGGCUUUGCUGUGCUUGGCCCCCGGGUGGCCCUGCUCAAGAGCGAAGGAGAUGCCAGAGCUGUGCGGAACCUGUGGUCAGCUGGCAGUCGGUGCUGAGAUAUAACACACCCUGUGUAAAAUGUGAUUAUACUGUGCAUGGCCGAUGCCACCCCACAAACAGAAAUCUAUAUGAGUAUGUAUAUGCGUAUGCUGCAUAGACCUAAACUGCAUUGUAUAUGUUGAUGGAAACUAGGGUUUAUAGCCCUUCUUUGAGGAACCAGCAUCUUCCAACCCUGCCGAUCACAAGGGAACCUCACUGCUGGUCCGGUCCCUAUAUUUAUGUUGUCUACAGUGUGUGUGUGUAGUUUGGGACAAAAGAUGCAGAUUGCACAAUAAACGUUUGAGUUUUUUUUUACCCACUGA